UUCGACUACGGAGUGUUUAGCGUAAUCAUCAACAUAUUGUGCCAUACUUUCUAUUCAGUUUGUGUACUAGGUGGUCUACAGCUUUGUCAUACAGUAUUUUCGCCAUAUAAGAAUGUACAGUUCCACUCAAUUAGUGGUGUCUGUCAUCAUUUUAACAGCACUAACCUCAGGAGGAAAUUGCCAAACUGCAAACAAAUGCAAACUUGAAUUUCUGAAGAAAAUUAAUGACAAUGUUUGGAAACAAAUCGGCAUUCCAACGGACAUUUUGAAAACAGCGUCUGAAGCUGGCAAGGAGUACAUAGUAAGGACCACAGAAGGUUACUACCCUGCAGACGUGAAAUGUGCUUACACUGUGUUUGGGGAUGAGGGUAAAACUGUACAGCUGAUCACAAUCUCUGGGACUAAAUCAAGCCAUCCGGAAAAAGACCCUUUGGAAGAACACGAUGGGGUAGUCGAGGAAGAAGAUACUCAUAUCAAGAGAGUUCACAUCUACAGCAAAGAAGGCGUUGUCGUUUGGUACAAGUGUUUAGAUGAAGGCGAUGAUGGUCCCAUAGAAGUGGCUAUGAAAGUGAAGGAAAAUUCUUUCGACCCUGACAAGGUGACACAAGUCAAAGCCUUGAUACUGAAUGAACUUGGAGUAGAUUUGAAACAAGAUUACAACCAUGAUUGUGCUGUUGACGGGGGAAAUGGCAACCUGUAGAUGUUUCUAAAAAUGAUUUUUAUAGUAA
Macrosteles quadrilineatus (aster leafhopper) is the source of this 728-nucleotide messenger RNA. RefSeq lists its product as uncharacterized. The transcript is spliced from 6 exons. Bases 113 to 700 code for a protein of 195 amino acids. Lineage: Eukaryota; Metazoa; Arthropoda; Insecta; Hemiptera; Cicadellidae. The record is from RefSeq and is a predicted model, not a curated record.